CCAGCUUUCUGUCUAUAUUAACCCGCCGUGCAAACCUCUCACCCCUCCGCUCCCUCCAUCCCUCCAUCCCUCCAUCCCCCCACCCGAAUCGAAAUGUUAUUCAACUCCAGAAUCCUCACGUUUAUCCUGCUGCACUCUGUCCUCCUCGCUAUCACCGCCGCCCCUGCACCCGUGCCAUUGCCGUCACCGUUGCCUCUCACGUCGACAGCGGAUAAGACCGGGCAGUUGGGCACUUUGAAAAACUGCGGUGACUGUACGCUAGCUUGGAGGUCGGGAGGUCAAGAACACGAAUGGGCUGCGGGAAUGGGCUGCGGAGGGGGCGGCCGCUUAUGGCGGUAGAGUACGGCAGCGAGCGCCGAGCGGGAGGCAGGGCUGGGGGUGGUGCCGGACUGCAGACUGGGGUUGGAAAAGUAGGGUUCGCUGUGCACAGGACUAAGGUGAAUGCAAAUGUUGAACUACGUA
Messenger RNA from Tricharina praecox, 462 nucleotides. RefSeq lists its product as uncharacterized. The coding region runs from base 94 to 339 and encodes 81 amino acids. The record is from RefSeq and is a predicted model, not a curated record. The transcript is spliced from 2 exons. Lineage: Eukaryota; Fungi; Ascomycota; Pezizomycetes; Pezizales; Pyronemataceae.